This is a messenger RNA of Crotalus tigris (Tiger rattlesnake), 2320 nucleotides long. RefSeq names its product beta-1,3-galactosyltransferase 4-like. The record is from RefSeq and is a predicted model, not a curated record. Gene Ontology annotation, cellular component: membrane. The transcript has 2 exons. Lineage: Eukaryota; Metazoa; Chordata; Lepidosauria; Squamata; Viperidae. Bases 139 to 1191 code for a protein of 350 amino acids. Gene Ontology annotation, molecular function: N-acetyl-beta-D-glucosaminide beta-(1,3)-galactosyltransferase activity.
GGCCGCGCACGACGCCUGCCCGGCGGCGCGCAGAGGCGAGAGCGAGGCUGCCGACGGAGUAGCCGCUCAGCCACCGGCAGCCGGGCCGGACUCACAGCGAGCGCCGCUGCCGCCGCCUCCCCCAGCAAGGCCCUCCCGAUGUCCGUCGCGCCGCCUCGCCUGAAGCGCUGCCGGCGCCGCCCGCUGGGGAUCCUCCUGGCCGGGCUGGCCGCCCUGCUGGCGCUGACCUUCCUGGCGGGCGGCGGCCACGAGGAGCUGCUGUCGCGCGCCCUGCCGCUCCUGCUGCCGCCGCCGGCCGGGAACGCCCCGCCGGCGCCGGCGCCGCCCUCCGCCUUCCAGCUCUCGCCGCCGCCCUGCGCCGCGCCGGCCCCGUGGCUGCUGGUGCUGGUGGCCAGCGCGCCCGGGCACGCGGCAAGGCGGGCGGCGGUGCGGCGGAGCUGGGGCGCGGCGCGGCUGGGCGGCGGGCGCGGGCUGCGCGUCCUCUUCGCGCUGGGGCUGCCGGCCGAGGCGGGGCUGCAAGCGGCGCUGGAGCGCGAGGCGGCCGAGCACGGCGACCUGCUGCAGGGCCGCUUCGCCGACACCUACGGCAACCUGACGCUGAAGACGCUGGCGCUGCUGGGCUGGGCCGCCGCCCGCUGCCCCGCCGCCCGCUUCCUGCUGAAGGCCGACGACGACGUCUACCUCAACCUGCCCGGCCUGGCGCGGGAGCUGGACCGGCUGGGCGGCCCGCCCGACGCCGCCGCCUACCUGGGCCGCGUCCACUGGCACGUGGCGCCCACCCGCGACCCGCGCAGCCGCCACUACGUGCCGGCCCGGCUCUACCCGGAGGCCGCCUUCCCGCCCUACUGCAGCGGCACCGCCUACGCGCUCUCCGCCCCGGCCGCGGGCGCCGUGCUGGCCGCCGCCCGCCACCUGCCGCUGGUGCCCCUGGAGGACGCCUUCGUGGGCCUCUGCGCCCGCCGCGCCGGCAUCGCCCCGCGCCACCUGGCCCGCCUGGCCGGCUCCGCCCGCUUCCCGCCCGACGCCUGCUGCUACCGGGAGGUGCUCUUCAGCGCGCACCGCGUGACGGCCGCCGAGAUGCUGGCCGUGGCCGCCGCCCCCGAGCCCUCCUGCACCGCCUGGCAGCGCCUGCUGGGCCUGGUCCGCUGCAAGCUGCUGUCCUGGCUGUCCUCGGAGCCGGACGACCCUUGAACCCCCUCCCCGGGCCGGCCUUGGACGGACUCCCCUCUGCGGACUGCGGGACGAGGCGCUCCCACCUGUUUCCGCCGCGGAAUUCAGCCAAGGGGCGAAGCAAAGGCCAAGCGGCCCCGCGCAGACAGCCUGGCCUCCCCUCCCGGUCGGUCUUUUGGGCUGCCGGCGGAGCGCGCUGCCGUCCUCUCUUGCGCAACCGGCUCCAAGUGGACUUUUGCCAGGCCGGACGGAGGAGGCGCCCCACCCCGAAACUCCGGGUGGAGUCUGACAGACUUGGGGAGCCUGUGGGACAAGACUCUUGUGGGGGGGGGGCAGGAGAGAGAACUGUCACAUCAAGCCAGAAUGCGGGGAGGUUGUGAAGGCUGCAAGUCUGGCCAGGUCUGUGGGACAGGGAUGGAUCCUUGGGGUUGCCCAGAUCCACAGGUUCACGUGGGGGGGGUUUGCAGCCCUUAGGGAAGGGAGGCUCUCUGUGGCCUGCAGGAUAACCCCCCCUCCCAAUGUCCAAGAAUACUUUUGGGGUACCACUUUGGCCCCUCAUCCCAAGGAUGUUUCCGGGCCCCGGGGAGCCCCCAUUCUUUGCCUACUGGAAGAGGGGGAAGCGGGGGCAGCCCCCCCUCCUUCACAGGGCCAGAGAGACAGCACACAACACUACAAAUCUACAAAUGGCAAGUGUGUAUUUAUCAAAGCUCAAGAGUCCAAAUAAACUGACGGGUUUCGGGGAAGGUCCACGGGGCCAGGCGUCCAGCCCACGGCAGGGGAGGCCAACGUGCCCUGCCAGCCUCCUUCGCCCGCUAUUUCCAGAAACGAUCCAGCGCUGACCUGCGGGCUGCAGGAGCUGCGGCCUUGGGUGUCACCAGCUGCUUUGUCUCUGCCUUGGCAGCCAAGCUCUUCCGGAUCAGGGCCUGCCGGGAGGAAGGUGGCUGGAUGUGAACUGGAAUUGGCAGAAGCCCUCCGCCUCCCCCAAGGGCCCCCUUCCAAACUCCAGAGCCAGAUGAAACGCUUCAAAGAACUUGAGGCAUUGUUUACUUUGAGGCUGACACCAGGUGACCCAUCAGAUGGAUACUCCAGAAUCAAAUGUGAACCUUUUCUUACCCUCUGAUGUAUUAAAAGGAAACAUUUGGCAACCACA